Molecule: messenger RNA, 1794 nt
Organism: Galendromus occidentalis (western predatory mite)
Lineage: Eukaryota; Metazoa; Arthropoda; Arachnida; Mesostigmata; Phytoseiidae
Product: isopentenyl-diphosphate Delta-isomerase 1
Exons: 7
Coding region: 170-1054 (294 amino acids)
Biological process (GO): isoprenoid biosynthetic process; isopentenyl diphosphate biosynthetic process
Cellular component (GO): cytoplasm
Molecular function (GO): isopentenyl-diphosphate delta-isomerase activity
Source: RefSeq, a predicted model, not a curated record
ACUCCAUCCAUCUGCACACACAGCUAGAGACUCCAGAGACAGGUCAUUGCAGAUCUUCUCACUCUCGAGGCGGGUCGCGGGCGGACCCCUGUGAGAGCUUGGAGGGUGUGCGCCGAAAGAGAUCGCGUGGUGGAAGAAACCCUUAGCGAAAUUCCUGAACAGAGCCGCAAUGCGUGCCAUCAGCCGACUCGCCAACAAUAUCCGGCGACAGCUAGAUCCGCGGAAAGAAUCGGAAGCUCAGCGAGCCAUGUCGGGGUAUAAAGCGAACACCAUGUUCUCCUCCCCGGCAAAGACCACCUCUGCUUCGAUUCACACCGCCAUGAAGGGUCCUCUACACUCCGCACGGGUCGAACCCAAACCUUCACCGCCGUCGACCAUGCUCGAUGCUCUCGAUCCCGUCCAGGUCAAACUCUUGAAGGAAGAGUGCAUUCUUGUCGAUGAGGCCGACAAAGUGGUCGGCACGGGCAGUAAGGAGGACUGCCACCUGAUGUCCAACAUCAAUAAAGGGCUCUUGCACCGGGCGUUCUCCGUGUUCCUGUUCAACUCGAAGGGAGAGCUGCUCAUACAACAAAGGUCCGACGCCAAAAUCACGUUCCCCGGGUCGUACACCAACUCGUGCUGUUCACAUCCUCUGGCAGUGCCCACGGAGCAGACAGAGGACCCCGUACAAGGGGUCAAAGUGGCUGCGCAGCGACGGAUCUUCGCAGAACUCGGUAUCCCGACCGAGGAGCUGCCACUUGAAUGUUUCCAUUACAUCACACGUAUAAAAUACAUGGCCGCAUCGGACGGGAUGUGGGGCGAGCACGAAGUGGACUACAUUCUAUUUGUGAAAAAAGAUAUCAAGAUUAUGAAGCCGGAUCCCAAUGAGAUCAAGACGAUCCGCUAUUUGAAGAGGAACGACAUCAAAGAAUUCGUCAGUGAAAUCGAGGAUCGCGGCGAGAAGCUGACACCUUGGUUCCAACUGAUCCUGAACACUUUCCUAGAAGAAUGGUGGAGCAAUUUAGAUAACCUGAAAAAAUUUGAAUCCCAUGAUCAAAUCCAUAAGCUGAACUAGGAGGCCCGCGGAAAUGCGCAAAGUUCUAGGGGGAUCUCGGGUUGGACGCGAUUGCCUGGCGUGUCAUCUGUCGCUGUCGGAUCGAGCCUCGAGAGAUUCAGCCUCUUCCCCCCGAUGGACGUUUGUGCCGACAGCACCCGAUAGCACCGGCGGAACUAAGACUGACUCACUUGAUUCCGGGAAAUCUGAAACCGUCGAUUUCCAUUCCACUCGGGGACAAAAUGGAACUAUCGAAGACUCAAGGUUCCUAUUUUAGAAAGUACUCACUACUCACCCCUUAGACAUGACAACCGUUCAGGAACUUCCGAUUGCUCUCGGGAAUCAGAACACCAUAGGAGCUCUCGAUGUUUCUCUCGAAUGAGCAUAAGUUGGGCUUGAGCUGACAUUCCACUCAGCAGCGUGAUGGCCUCUAGACUUGAGAUUCCGCGGUGGAUUCGAAGCUGGACGAGCUCGAGUCUACAUGGUCGCUAACUAUGAUGAAUUUGAUAAAGGAAAGAUUCGACUGUAAACUAGGAACAAAUGGACCAGAUCUGUGGGGUUCAAGUUUCGAGCGUAUGCAUUCCAAUUCGUUGGGUUCAUACUUGGGAUGGAGAUGACCAACUUUGUAAGAUAUGGAAAGUCUCGCGGAUCGAUUGUUAUCUUAUGGAGUUUGUAGAUAUUUGGAAAAUGAAGAUUUCUGUGAAAUGAGAUUUGUUCUCCUUACCUGCUUCCCGACUCCUGAAUAAAGGAAUUGUUCACUG